Messenger RNA from Rosa chinensis, 1558 nucleotides. RefSeq names its product protein WUSCHEL. The transcript has 3 exons. Lineage: Eukaryota; Viridiplantae; Streptophyta; Magnoliopsida; Rosales; Rosaceae. Gene Ontology annotation, molecular function: DNA-binding transcription factor activity; DNA binding. The coding region runs from base 551 to 1450 and encodes 299 amino acids. Gene Ontology annotation, biological process: plant organ development. The record is from RefSeq and is a predicted model, not a curated record.
GACAGCAAAAUAGCCAGAGUUAUCUCCUCAGUGUCUACAUAUCACAACUGUCCGUUGUUCUAGGUAGAGUAAUAAACAGGCAAUCCAAAAUUCAUAUAACUAGUAGUAAACCAUGUUUCUCCCAAUACACAGCACAGCAGGCAUAACCAGAAGCCAAAUGCAAAACAGAAUCAUGCCCCGGCAUUCCUACGCCCAACACGAGCAACAAAACCUUGUUUGAUCUGAGCAACUGAUCGUCCAGAACCACACUUCUCGCAUCUGAGAAAAUACAGGCGAUUCUCCUUUGACAGUAUAGUGUCAGGGGCUUUUGCAUCCAAGGCAGAUCACAUACCUCUCUGUCAACUUCAGUCCUUCUCUCUCAGAUAUUUCUCUGAUCUCAUUUCCUCUCUUCAUUUCACAACUCUCACAUGCCUAUACCUCCCUCCACAUUAUAAACCCAAAUCCCCAAUCCCAAAACCAUUUCAUCAACUCCAAUAUUUCUAACAGCAACCUUUCUUAAUUACUCAUCAUCACCACUCUUCAAUUCUCGCAUUCUCUCAACCCAUCACCAAUGGAACCACAAACCCAGCAACCAACCGAGGAUGGAGGAAGCAACAAAGCAGCAGGGAGUAGUGCUAACAUGCUUUGCAGGCAGAGCAGUACCAGGUGGACUCCCACUACAGAUCAGAUAAGAAUCCUCAAAGAGCUUUACUACAACAAGGGAGUUAGGUCCCCAACUGCAGAGCAGAUUCAGAGGAUCUGUCUCCAGCUGAAACGGUACGGAAAGAUCGAGGGCAAGAAUGUUUUUUACUGGUUCCAGAACCACAAGGCCCGGGAGAGGCAGAAGAAGAGGUUCACUUCAGAUGUUCAUGUGCCCAUGCAAAGAUCAGGGCUUGUUGGUAAUGGUAAUGGUACCAAUUGGAAACCUGAGGAUCAAUAUAUUAACAUGAACAACAAGUACUCUAACAUUUGUCAAGGAGUUUCUUCUGCAUCUGCUUCUGCUUCUUCAGCUGGUGUGAUUGCUUUUAACGGGCAGAUGGGGAACUAUGGUGGUUAUGGAUCUAUGAACAUGGAGAAGAGUUUUAGGGAUUGUUCAAUCUCAGCUGGAGGGGGAACUAGUUCUACUGGUGUUGGUGGAUCUAUUAGUCACAAUUUUGGGUCAUGGGUCGGCUGCAACGUUGACCCAUAUUCCUCCUCAUCCUACACUACUAGUACUAGUACUACUUUCUUUGACAUGAAUGAAGAACAAACUUUCAUGGAACAACGAGGAGAAGAUCACCAGGAGAUUGAAACCCUUCCACUAUUCCCCAUGCACGGUGAGGACAUCUUUGGCAACAUGAAGACUACUUCCGAAGGAGGUGGCGGCUACGGCUACUACUCCGGUGGCUGGGGCGGCUACAACGGUGGCUCUCGCACUUCCCUUGAGCUCAGCCUCAACUCCUACGGCUACAACACCACCAAUUACUACUGAAUCUGAAGAUUCCGCCUUCAUCUCCACCCUAGCCAAGCUAAGCUAGAUAGCUAAUUAUUCUCAGUUCUAAUAUUAAUCCCCAUGUCAAUGUUCAAGUUCCAAUCGAAG